CCCCAGGCUUGGUGGAGCUCAGCACUGGGGUGUUGGUGACAGCACUGAGGGGCCCCCACUGCCCAUGGCGUCUGCUCUCACCGUCCUCCUCCUCGGCUGCUGGCUGGCCGGGCAGAGCAGGGUAUCGGGAGGGGGCAGAGGAGGGGAGCACCCUGCAGCAAACCUGGCAGGGCAGCCCGUGUCCUUCCCUCCCCGCCAACCGGAGCGGAGCGGAGCCCUCCCGGCAGGCGACGCGGCGGUCGGGCCACGGGAGAUGUUCUACCCCAAACCCUCCAUCUCCGUCAGCCCCAGUGGAGUGAUCCCCGUGGGGGGAAACGUCACCAUCCGGUGUCGGCAUCAGCACCAGAACAUGAGGUUCCAACUCUACAAGGCUGGAGAUGGGAACUAUCUGUCUUACACAGACCCUGCCGGCUCUGAGGCUGAAUUUCCCAUCACCAGCGCCAGACGGGAACACGGGGGCAGCUACACCUGUCGUUAUAUCUACAGAUCAGGAGGAACUGUCUACUCGGAGCCCAGCGACCCUGUGCAGAUCAUUGUAGCAGAUCCCAGCUUACCCAGACCCUCCAUCUCUCUGAGCCCCACUGGGGUUGUGGCCUCAGGGGCAGACGUCACCAUCCGGUGUCAGGGGCAGCGCCGGGACGUGAGGUUCUUCCUGCACAAGGCUGGAGACCUGAACCCGCAGCAACACAUGGACCGUACUGGGGCCGGGGCCGAGUUCCGCAUCCCCACCGUGGGCCGGCAGCACGGAGGGAACUACAGCUGCAGCUACCGGCCCCGGUCAGAGCCCUUCGUCUCCUCGCAGCCCAGCGACACCGUGCAGCUGGUGGUAGCAGGGGGACCCGACCCGACUCAGCUGGGAGUGGCGCCGGCUCCCACAGGCCCGGGCAGCGCGGGGCCAGCAGCCCCCCCGGGGCACCCAGAUUUCACCUACGCCAACAUCGCCCGCCUGGGGCUGGGCGCCGCGGUCCUACUCGUCCUGGGGCUGAUCCUGGCUGAGGCCCGUUACCGCUGCCUGAGGGAGGUGUCCUAGGAGCCUGGAUCUGGUCAUGUGGAGAAGAGAAUCUCCCCAAGGGAUGAGCCACUUCCCCUCGGGGGGCUGAGAUGCCAGCACAACCCCCGCUGCCCCCAAACACCCCUGCCUUUGAGAAUCCGCCCCGACUGCUCCCAACCCGACAGUCACACCCCAGGAGCGAACCCCGACCCCCCGCCUAGAGGGUGCUGGGCUGGACUCACUAGACCUUACUGACCUCCCAGAGUCAGGGGGAGAACCCAGGAGUCCUGGCUCGCAGGUGGAUGCAACAGACAAGGCAGCUGCUGCUGAUGUGUCCUGCCAUCCGGACUAGGGGGUUCAGGAGCAGUGUGGGGUACAAACCGACCCCUAGAUGCAGGCAGCUAUUAUUUGAGGGGGAGGGAAAGUGGGCAGGAAAGAGUGGAUGGGGUCAGGGGCAAGCGUGAGGUGCCGGACGUCAGGCGAGGGCGCCCCCUGGCAGUAGCACCAGCUACUCUGGAGGGGGGAGCUACCGCGGGAAACCACUAGGGGGAGACCUGGCUCCAUGGAGGGGCAUCCACCAGCCAACGUAUCCCCUGGCUAUGUACAGCCCCGUGCACCCUGCCUGAGCUGAGGGGGGUGUCACUCCUUGUCCCAGGGGACGGUCCUGGCCAGCUCCUGCAGCUGCUCUCGGUAAACCUGGGCAAAGCACUUGCUCUGCGCCGUGGUGAAAUGGUUCUUCCAGUCACUGACAACCCCUGCGAAGCAGAGACACUGGAUGGGACAGCAAUUCUGUGUGGCGGGGGCACCUCCUGCUGGGAGAGGUGGGGCUAGGGAUGUGGGGAGCCCCCCCACCCCACAUCCAGUGUUCCCACCCUGCUCCCCACAACGCCCCCCACUGGGAGAGUAUUUCCAUAGCAGCUGUGCCAUGUGCCAGAAGGUGGGAUUAGGGUAUAGGGCACUGGGCUGGGGGUGGGGUCAGGCCUCUUGGUUCUAUCUCUGGCUCCAGG
Molecule: messenger RNA, 1998 nt
Organism: Gopherus evgoodei (Goodes thornscrub tortoise)
Lineage: Eukaryota; Metazoa; Chordata; Testudines; Testudinidae
Product: T-cell-interacting, activating receptor on myeloid cells protein 1-like
Exons: 8
Coding region: 65-1030 (321 amino acids)
Source: RefSeq, a predicted model, not a curated record